GUAUUGGAAGUCUUGCUUACUUUUUCUUUCUGUUUUCUUCCAUGUUGUUACUUGAAGUGAAGGCAGAAAAUGCCACCAAGAAUGGUGUUCUGUGCCCGGCUUGUAUUUCCAAUCAUGAACCCUGCACAGCUAACUAUUCAAUGGCAUGUACCGGAGAAGAAAGGUAUUGCUUGACUCUUCAAGGAAAAUUUAUAGGCUCCAAGCCGAUAAUGCACACUAGUGGCUGCAGCACUUUUGCAGAGAGCUUGUGCAGAGAGAACCAACCUUUGGAUUUUCUAACAUAUCCAGAUGAAAAAAUUCCGACCCGCUACACUAAGGUGACCAGCAAAACCAAUCUAGCAACACGACAUUUUAUCUGGUGUAGAAUUUGUCACAAUUGUCCCGAAGAGUACAACCCCAAGGCUAAAGCGAUCUUGUGUUCACAAGAUGAAGAUGUCUGUGUAUAUGAAAGAACAAGGAUUAUAUAUGGAAGGUACAUUGUGAUGGAAACCUUACACGGCUGCACCACCGAUGAGAUCUGUGAAGCCGGAUCCAUCCUGACAGAGGCAGAUGAUGAACGUAAUACUUUCAGUACCAUAAAAACGGAUAUUCGUUGCACAGUAAGCGGUGCAAUCACAUGGAGUAGUGCCAUUUACAAAUUCUUAAUGAUCACAUAUACAGCCCUCUGUGUACUGGACAUUUGA
Molecule: messenger RNA, 683 nt
Organism: Rana temporaria (common frog)
Lineage: Eukaryota; Metazoa; Chordata; Amphibia; Anura; Ranidae
Exons: 4
Coding region: 42-683 (213 amino acids)
Source: RefSeq, a predicted model, not a curated record